Myotis brandtii (Brandt's bat) is the source of this 1915-nucleotide messenger RNA. RefSeq names its product acyl-CoA dehydrogenase, C-2 to C-3 short chain (gene ACADS). Gene Ontology annotation, molecular function: flavin adenine dinucleotide binding. NCBI's taxonomy places the organism in Eukaryota, Metazoa, Chordata, Mammalia, Chiroptera, Vespertilionidae. Gene Ontology annotation, cellular component: mitochondrion. Gene Ontology annotation, biological process: fatty acid beta-oxidation using acyl-CoA dehydrogenase; butyrate catabolic process. The record is from RefSeq and is a predicted model, not a curated record. The annotation marks the transcript as partial. The transcript has 9 exons.
UUUGUGGUGGGGACUGGCCUGUGCACUGUGGGAUGUUUAGCAGCCUCCCUGGUCUCCACUCCAUACCGAUACCAUUUCCCCAUUCAGUUAGGACAACCAAGUGUCUGCAGACAAUUCCGAGGUCCCUCGGGGGCAGCACCAUCCCUGGUGGAGACGCGGAGUGAGUGGUCCCUGUUGUCAUUAACCAAGACCUCUCGCACCCCCUCCCGCCUCCCGCUCUUGCUGGCAGCUCUCCGCCGUCAGUUACAUACUGUCUACCAGUCCGUGGACCUGCCCGAGACACACCAGAUGCUGCGUCAGACCUGCCGGGACUUUGCUGAGAAGGAGCUGUUUCCCAUCGCGGCCGAGAUAGACAAGGAACACCGCUUCCCAGCGGCUCAGGUGAAGAAGAUGGGCGGGCUCGGGCUCCUGGCCAUGGACGUGCCGGAGGAGCUGGGUGGCGCCGGCCUCGACUACCUGGCCUAUGCUAUCGCCAUGGAGGAGAUCAGCCGGGGCUGUGCCUCCACCGGCGUCAUCAUGAGUGUCAACAACUCCCUCUACUUGGGGCCCAUCAUGAAGUUUGGGUCCAAGGAGCAGAAGCAGAAGUGGGUCACGCCUUUCACCAGCGGCGACAAGAUUGGCUGCUUUGCCCUCAGCGAGCCAGGCAAUGGCAGCGACGCGGGAGCCGCAGCCACCUCCGCCCGGGCAGAGGGUGACUCCUGGGUCCUGAAUGGCACCAAAGCCUGGAUCACCAACUGCUGGGACGCCUCGGCCACUGUGGUCUUCGCCAGCACCGACAGGUCCCUGCACCACAAGGGCAUCAGUGCCUUCCUGGUUCCCAUGCCAACGCCCGGGCUCUCGCUGGGGAAGAAGGAAGACAAGCUGGGCAUCCGGGCCUCGUCCACGGCCAACCUCAUCUUUGAGGACUGUCGCAUCCCCAAGGACAACCUGCUGGGGGAGCUGGGGAUGGGCUUCAAGAUAGCCAUGCAAACCCUGGACAUGGGCCGCAUUGGCAUCGCCUCCCAGGCACUGGGCAUCGCCCAGGCCGCCCUGGACUGUGCUGUGAACUAUGCUGAGAAUCGCAAGGCCUUUGGGGCGCCCAUCACCAAGCUCCAGGGCAUCCAGUUCAAGUUGGCGGACAUGGCCCUGGCCCUGGAGAGUGCCCGGCUGCUGACCUGGCGCGCCGCCAUGCUGAAGGACAACAAGAAGCCUUUCACCAAGGAGGCAGCGAUGGCCAAGCUGGCUGCAUCGGAGGCCGCGACUGCCAUCAGCCACCAGGCCAUUCAGAUCCUGGGUGGCAUGGGCUACGUGACAGAGAUGCCGGCCGAGCGGCACUACCGCGACGCCCGCAUCACCGAGAUCUACGAGGGCACCAGUGAGAUCCAGAGGCUGGUCAUCGCGGGCCACCUGCUCAAGAGCUACCGGAGCUGAGCCCCGGGGCUGGCCACACCCAGCCCGCGGCUGCGGACCUGACUGUGGGAAGGAGUGGGAGCCACGUGGCCCUGACCCGACUCCAGACACGGCGGACAGGCAGGGGCCAGGCCACCGCCCAGCCCUCCUGGUGACCAACGUGCCAGACCGACGUGCGCAUCCCUGGAGAAGGGGAGGCGAGGGGCUGUGCCCUGCGUGAGGACUCACCCCCGCGCUCUGUCCUGGCUUCGCUCCCCCUCACCACGGUGCCUUAUUCUUCAUCCCGGGACGGCCUCCUGAAGGCAGGGCCCUGGGAAGGACUGGCCACUGGGGGCGCCCUGGUUGCCGUGGGCCCUGGUGCUCAGCAGGAGGCCAGGAGGGCCUGGGACUCAGGGGCUGCUCUUUUCCCUGAGGUCAGGGGUCAGGAGGAGUGGGUGGGGCUGGAGUAACUUCAGAGCAGCAGGAGCCGACAGAGGAGUCAGGUGGGUGGGACAGUGGGAACAGAGCAAUAAAGCGACCUGUCCGA